AGAAAGAGACCCAGAAUGGUCGGUCGGAGCGUAUAGCUCACCACCGCUGCUCGGUAUUUUUAGUGCGUCGAGAGUAUUUGGCGGGGCGCACCGAAUCUCCUCCUCGUCUCUUCGUGAACGGUCGACGGUCGUCGUCGUCGUCUCCGUGACCGCCGUUGUGGUCGUGCUUUUAGUGCCUUGGUGGCGUCCCUGUUGCGCGAUCGACGGUGAUCACACCUCCAGCCGAGUGAUGCACCUGCGGCCAGGAACGCGUUGUCAAUCCCUCCUGUACUUGCUGGAUCGUUUCUUCUCAUCUCUGGAGCAAUUCUCUUCUUCUUCUACUUAUUCUUCCACCUUCUUCUUCGUCUUCUCUUAAUCUCUGAGCUGCGCGUUUGUAGUUGAUGAUAUUUCUCGUGGUCCAAUCCUGGGUCUCGGAUGUGUCACACUGGGAACGCUCGGCAAGGUCUGGCGGAACGACCUUGAAGAGGUACUCUGACCAGAGAGAGAAUCGAGAAGCUGUAUUGUUUCAUCGAGAGGCAGCACGAUUCGAGGAAAACGUGCACAGAAGCGAGACUGGAGAAGCGAAAACAAACAGGAUUACGAGGAAGUAGCCGUGUGAAAUAAUCAGAGGGAGAGAGAGAGAGUUUGAACAAGUCGUUUUUGGCAAGGCACAGGCACAGUUGGUGCGGAGGUUUACUCUCGGUUCGAUCGAGAGAAUCGAGGGAUAUCUACGUAGGCGUCUCUAACUACGUCUCAAUGUUCAUCUUCGCGCCACGUGACAACAUGUCGACGUCUCGUCAGGGCUCGGCGAGCCGGCGAAAUCGGUACGCGCGUUCCUCGACGACCACCAGCGUCACACAGCUACUCAGCGACUCGUGUUCGAGUCUUCUGCAACGUUUGACCACUAGGGUGCGAGGAAUGUCGACGGCGAACGACAACGUGGGCAACAAAACGCCUGUUACGAGACGUUCGCCGAUCGCCGGUCAACUGAAUACCGCGAGAGCCCGUUUGGAGGACAAAUAUUGCACCAUCCUGGACAAGUAUUCGAAGAAGAAACACCACGAGCACAAUCACACGUCCGUCGACUAUAGACGCGCUCACGAACGAGAGCACAGCUAUUAUCGCCGCGAGGAUAGCCCGUUCGUGCGCGAAGAAAAGACUCUAGAACCUUCAAUGACUCGAACCAUCAUCAAGAGUCCAACCAGCGUGGUGUUGUCGGAGAAAGCCUAUCCCUACGUGAAAUCUCCCACGGUGAAGGAGUUCAAACGCGAGAAGACACCUGCUUAUCAUCGAACGGACAGGCAAGGAUUGCUGAAUUCCUCCAACUCCGAGAGAUACAGAAGAUACGGUAGACACAAGUCUGGCCACGCUGAGACUCGUACGAGAAAAGUUCGUCCGUACAGAAACGGCAAGAGCGAACAAUUAGAAUCUACUUCUACGGCUCUUCGACUUUCUCGACCGAUGAAAGGUGAUCCUACAGCUGCAGCAGUCGCGAAGGAGAAGAACGACGAUGAUCCUGAUAAGACACCGACUAUCAGCGUAGCUAAAGACACCGUGGUGGCGAACAAUAGUACCGUUCAAGUGUUACCAGAAGUGGACGAUGAGGAUCCGGUGAUCUCCGAGAGAGCCGCGAAACGAAAGGAGAUCCAAAGUUUGAUCCUGAAAUAUGCGGCCAUGGAAGAGACCUAUACCCAAUUGGCUGCUUGUGGCCAGGUGAAGAUGCGACCUAGUACCACGGACAUAAUCGCCAGCAAGUAUAGGAAAAGCAUCCAGCAAAACGAGCGAAAAGACGCGUCGAAGAGCGCGGUAGUAGCCGCGAGUGUCGUUAACAACAACGCGGACACGAUCCAGGACGCGAUUAGCCCACGACCGCCCUCCGUCGAGGACGACGAAGACGGCCACCUUGUUUACCAAUCCGGCGACAUCCUGGCAAAUAGAUAUAAAGUACUGGCCACCCUAGGAGAGGGUACUUUUGGAAAAGUUGUCAAGGUUAAGGACUUGCAAAUGGAUCACGUGAUGGCGCUGAAAAUCAUCAAGAACGUAGAGAAGUAUAGGGAAGCCGCGAAGCUCGAAAUAAACGCCUUAGAGAAAAUUGCAACCAAGGAUCCGGAAGGCCAACACUUGUGCGUGAAAAUGCUUGACUGGUUUAAUUAUCACGGACACAUGUGUAUCGCCUUCGAAAUGCUUGGACUUAGUGUAUUUGAUUUUUUGAGAGAUAAUAAUUACCAGCCUUAUCCGUUGGAGCACGUUAGACACAUUGGAUAUCAAUUAUGCUACGCCGUCAAAUUCUUACACGAUAACAAACUCACGCACACCGAUCUGAAGCCCGAAAAUAUAUUAUUCGUAGAUUCCGAUUACGAGAGCAUAUACAAUAGCAAAAAGAAGUUUCUCCUUUUUAAGAGAAGGGAUAUCAGGCGCGUAAAACGAACAGACAUUAGGCUCAUCGACUUUGGUAGCGCUACGUUUGACCAUGAACAUCACAGCACCAUCGUUAGCACAAGACAUUAUAGAGCGCCUGAAGUAAUUUUAGAAUUAGGAUGGUCUCAACCUUGUGACGUGUGGUCGAUUGGCUGCAUCCUCUUCGAACUGUACCUGGGUAUUACUUUAUUCCAAACACACGACAACCGUGAGCACUUAGCGAUGAUGGAACGUAUACUUGGCACGAUUCCACAUCGUAUGGCCCGCAAGACUAAGACUAAGUACUUCUAUCACGGCAAAUUAGACUGGGAGGAGAAGAGCUCCGCUGGUAGAUACGUUCGGGACAAUUGCAAACCUUUACACCGUUGUAUGCUUUCGGAUGACGAAGAACAUCGACAAUUGUUCGAUGUCAUUCAGAAAAUGUUAGAAUACGAACCAUCCCAGAGGAUAACAUUGAAGGACGCACUCUCACAUCCAUUCUUUGAUGCGUUACCUGCGCAUCAAAGAUUACCAGACCUUCGUGCAGCUGGUGACUCUCAACAAAGCCAUGAACGAUCCCACUCUCUCUCCCGAUGAAGCUAGGAAAGGGACCGACUUCCGUGCUGGACAGACACUCCACUAUCAACGACACUACUGCCCGACAUCACUAUCCUUACAUCCUUAAGUCUCGCACGAUUGUGUCUUUCCCGCAAUAAUGAGAUUCGAUGACGUAAUCCGUUACUUAAAAGAAUGAAAUUAGAAUGUAUAGUAAAAAACAAAAGGAAAGAAAAGGUGGUUCGAAAUUUUAUUACGGAAUAUGAUCGAAUUUGAUAGUAACGAUAGAUAAUGUCGGUUGAAUUGUAAAUCGUAUUGUUUACUAACGACAUAAAAUAAAUGGAAAAGCAGUAGUGCAAUGGUGCUGUGGAACUCGGACUCAAUAGAAUCUAAUUAUAACGGGUCGUUGUGAUGAUCUUUGCAUCAAGAUAUAAAAGGUCGAUAUUCUUCAUCUCCGUUUGUGAGACAUCGAAAUUAGUAGACAUCCAAAUCUCUUGAUGAGGUCCCUGUUACUAGCUUGUAAAACAGCUAGUGUGUCUGCUCAGUGUAGCGUAACAGAGUCCCGCCACUGUAAACAUUUUCUAAACGCUCUUCUGUACAUUUUAUCCUUUAAUUUUAUUACAAUGUUAUUAUGCAACAAAGUUUGGAGUAAAGAAGGGUCGCAGUUUAUACUCUGUUUGUUAUAGAUUGAUGACCAUGGCGUGUUUAGU
Habropoda laboriosa is the source of this 3641-nucleotide messenger RNA. It is a transcript of the gene Doa, whose product is annotated as serine/threonine-protein kinase Doa. The transcript has 9 exons. NCBI's taxonomy places the organism in Eukaryota, Metazoa, Arthropoda, Insecta, Hymenoptera, Apidae. Gene Ontology annotation, molecular function: protein kinase activity; ATP binding. The record is from RefSeq and is a predicted model, not a curated record. Gene Ontology annotation, cellular component: nucleus. Gene Ontology annotation, biological process: protein phosphorylation. The coding region runs from base 736 to 2973 and encodes 745 amino acids.